AUGUUACAACGUAAAUUAAAAUGGAAAACUUUUUUGAAAAACAAUCGAUUCUUAGCUGAUUUAUAUCGAGCAACCAAAAGUACCGAACAGGCUAAACAAGAAUGGAAAUGGAUCAGUCAAGAGCUACGGGAACUUUGUCCAAAAGACAGUAAACUGCAAAUUCAACGAAAAAUUAUACAAGCCUGCAAACUUCGUGGUCGUAAAUACCCAUUACAGUAUAUAUUACAAACACAACCCUUUGGUUCUUUAGAUAUACAAUGCAGACCAGGAGUUCUGAUUCCCCGAUGGGAGACAGAGGAAUGGGUAGAGAGGACGAUUCCCUUGUUGAAUUCGUUGUCGGUUCCAAAUCCCAUACGCAUCUUGGACUUGUGUACAGGUUCCGGGUGCAUUAGCAGCUAUGUUUCGACGUCUCUCAAGCGUCCUCAUCAUCUCCAUGUUGUCGAUAAUUCCUCAAAAGCUCUUCAUAUAGCAGCUAAAAACCUGCUUACUUGCAAGCACGACAGCUCUACGCUGGAUACUCAAUUUCACAAAAUCAAUGUUUUAUCUGCACAGAAAGCGAUGUUUGAUUUAUUGAAAGAUUGUCAUGUUGUCUUAUGCAACCCACCGUAUAUAUCACCAACCGAGUUUCAUACCAACACGGACCUAAGUGUUAAAAGGUACGAGCCAAGACAUGCGCUUGUAGCUCAAGAGGACGGUAAUCAGUUUUAUAAAGUCAUUGCGUCUUAUGUGUUUGAACUGUUGAAGGACCCAUUCCUUACGAAAGAUGCCUUGAGAUAUCUCGCUUUUGAAAUUGGUUCUUCUAAACAAGCCAACUAUGUCAAGAAUCUGUUCUCAGGCAGCGUCUUUGAUGCUACGAUUUGGAAAGACUCUGCGAACUUGGACCGCACAGUAAUUGUUCAGCGAAAGGAAAUUGAUGCCAAAAGCAUUGUUGAAAAUCGAUAG
Schizosaccharomyces osmophilus is the source of this 942-nucleotide messenger RNA. RefSeq names its product mitochondrial N(5)-glutamine methyltransferase (gene mtq1). The record is from RefSeq and is a predicted model, not a curated record. The transcript has a single exon. Bases 1 to 942 code for a protein of 313 amino acids. Gene Ontology annotation, cellular component: mitochondrion. Gene Ontology annotation, molecular function: nucleic acid binding; protein methyltransferase activity. NCBI's taxonomy places the organism in Eukaryota, Fungi, Ascomycota, Schizosaccharomycetes, Schizosaccharomycetales, Schizosaccharomycetaceae. Gene Ontology annotation, biological process: protein methylation.